This is a messenger RNA of Xenopus laevis (African clawed frog), 2967 nucleotides long. Its product is annotated as vomeronasal type-2 receptor 26. The transcript is spliced from 8 exons. The record is from RefSeq and is a predicted model, not a curated record. Bases 1 to 2967 code for a protein of 988 amino acids. NCBI's taxonomy places the organism in Eukaryota, Metazoa, Chordata, Amphibia, Anura, Pipidae.
AUGGGAUUUUUCAACAUUUCUUCCACUUUGACUGGUUUUAUGAUAUGUAGUAAAUCCUUUCUGGUAGAGCUAAGGGAAUACUCCGAUCAGAUCCUUCAAAAUGGCUUCAUACUAAAGGCUCACUACUUUUCCAGGUUCUCUACUCAAGGACGGACAUCUCGCAACUUGUAUCUUGUUUCCACAGUGCUUUUUUGCUCCUUCCAUAUCCUUCUUGACCUCUCUUGUGAUACAAAAGAAUCUGCAUGCACUACUCCACAAGAAGAAACCUCAUCUGAGCCACUUGAAAAAGAUAUACUUUUGGAUUGUUUUAAACUGAUUACUGAUGCCACUGAUUAUAUUUCUGAAGCUAUACGCCAACUGUCCGAUACUGACACCUAUAUUAAGUUGACGGACAAUCCCACAACAACAUUCCAGUCGGAGAUUACUGAUCUUGUUAAAUUUGGUGUUUCUUUGGGGGUAGUGGACGCGAAAGAUCCGAAAAUCCACAAAUAUUACACCCAGUAUUGGCUCCUUAAAACAUCAUCAUUCAUACAGUACCGUUAUCUUCUGGUUUUCAUUUAUUCAAUUGGAGAGAUCAACAAGGAUCCGGAGAUCUUGCCUAAUGUGACUUUGGGCUAUCAUAUAUUUGACUCCUGUAACCGUGCAGAGAAGUCACUGGAAGGCACAUUUAGUAUCCUAUCAGGGACACAACAACUCAUCCCAAAUUACAAUUGCUGGAAAAACAGGAAGGUUGUGGGCUUUAUAGGAGACUUGUCUUCAAUUACUUCUCUUUGUAUGGCAUUACUCACAGGGAUUUACAGGUACCCUCAGAUCAGUUAUGGCUCCAGGGAUCCCAUGUUUAAUGACAAAAUUCAGUUUCCAUCUUUCUACAGAACUGUCCCUGAUGAAUUGUCUGAAAUUUAUGGGAUUGUGGAACUGAUGAAGCACUUUGGUUGGCGAUGGGUUGGGCUGAUUGUAUCUGAUGAUAAGGUUAUGGCAGGCAAAAAUCUGGAGAAAGAAAUGAAGAAAAAUGGCAUCUGUGUUGCCUUCUUUAUUAGAAUUGAUUUGAGGUCAAUGGAUUCUACAACCCAAAUUAAGGUUAGAGAGACUUUAGGCAGAAGCAAAGCUAAUGUGAUAGUUCUUUUAGCCAGUUUAAGGUAUGUUGGAUUUAUUUUAUUCUUUUUUGCCAUCUUUGAUAUGCCAGAAAAAAUAUGGAUUGUAUCGUCAACUUUCCUUAGGAUAUUAGACUCAGCAUAUCCCCAAAACAGAAUAACGUUUAAUGGCAUUUUGGCUCUUUCCAUCCAACAAGGAGAGAUUCCUGGGUUUAAAGAUUUUUUACAUGGUUUAAAUCCAUCUGAUUAUAAUGAUGGCAUUGUGUUUCCAAAUGUCUCAGAGAAAUUAUCUGAUUGCAAAUUGUCCAACACCAUCCAAACAAUCCCAAGCAGGACAGGCAUCUCUCUUCCAAAAUGUACUGAGAGUGAAUUCUUUCAGGAGUAUGAUGUACCACUAAAUGAAACCCUAAAUUUCAGAACAUCAUAUGGAGUUUACAAAGCAGUAUACACAAUGGCUCUCGCUCUUCAUAAAUUGUACAUCAACCAAACAAUGGCAGGUCAUUCUGACAGGAGAGGAAGAGAACAUAUUAAUAUUAAGCAAUGGCAGUUAAAUUAUAUGAUACAGAGUAAGAAUUUUGAGAUGACUUCAAGGCACAAGAGUCCCUUUAAUGUCAAAAGAGACCCAUCAAAGUAUUAUGAAAUCGUGAAAUGUUUUUUCUCAGAAGAAGGAGAUGUACGAACAGUCAAGGUUGGAAGCUUUGAUACCUCUAAACCUGUUGGAAGUCAGCUUUACAUCAAUAGCAGUGCUGAUCUCUGGGGUCCUUAUUUUACAAAGUGUCCCCAAUCUCUAUGCAAUGAGCCCUGUGGGCCAGGAUACAGGAAAUUAAAAAUUGAAAGGAAACCACCCUGCUGUUAUAAAUGUGUGUUAUGUGCAGAAGGUGAAAUAUCUAACACAACCGAUGCAUGGCUUUGUAUAAAAUGCUCUGAAUAUGAACAUUCUAACAAAGAGAAAAAUGGUUGCAUCCCAAAACAUAUAAACUUCCUUUCCUAUGAAGACGCAUUGGGUGCUACUUUAUCAUCCAUUACUAUUAUAUGCUCUGUUACAUGUAUCAUAAUACUGGCAAUCUUUAUAAAGUACCGUGAGACUCCUAUAGUGAGAGCCAACAAUCAAAAUCUCAGCUGUCUCCUCCUCAUCUCUCUCACGAUGUGUUUCCUCUGCACAUUAUUAUUCAUUGGGCGCCCAACACAGAUAUGUUGUCUCCUCCGACAAGUAACAUUUGGGGUUGUAUUUACUACUUCUGUUUCUACUGUGUUGGCUAAAACUCUCACAGUUAUUAUUGCUUUCAAUGCCACAAAGCCUGGGAGCAAGCUGAAGAAGUAUGUAGGAACCCAACUGUCCAUUAUAUUAGUAAUUUUAUGUUCUUUGGGUGAGACUAUGAUUUCUGCUGUGUGGUUGGCCUCCAAUCCUCCAUUUUCAGAGGCUGAUACUCUUUCUGAUCCAGACUAUAUUAUCCUAACAUGUAAUGAAGGGUCUGGAUUUUUCUUCUUCUUUAUAAUUGGAUAUAUAGGAACCUUGGCACUACUAAGUUUUGUUGCUGCAUUUCUAUCCAAGGAUUUCCCUGACCGAUUUAAUGAGGCUAAAAACAUCACUUUCAGUAUGUUGGUGUUCUGUAGCGUGUGGGUGACAUUUGUCCCUGCAUACCUGAGCAGUAAGGGGAGUAGAAUGGUGGUGGCUGUGGAGAUAUUUGCCAUUUUAUCUUCCAGUGCUGGAUUAUUAGGCUGUAUAUUCAUUCCCAAAUGCUAUAUUAUAUUUCUAAGACCUGAACUGAACACAAAACUCCCCACUAUUAAAAAAAAUAGAUUUUAUAAGUGGAGUUUCAGUGGGAUAAGGGGUCAACAUUUAUUGACUUUGAGUGGUUACCUUACCUUUUUAUGA